CAAACUACUUAUAUAUAUAUAAAGAAAAAACAUCACAUAAAAAGAUACAAAUGAAAAAACACAAAAACUAGCAAACCAAACUUGACAUUAUAGAAUAUAUAAACCACUCUAUUAUGGUAAGAAAGUGCUACAAGUUAUAUUAUAUAUCUCAUCCACGUCUCUUACCAAGUCAUCACCAACCACUUUUCUCUUCCAUCAACCAAACCUCAAAAUCAAGCCAUGUUUAGAUCCAAUAGUACUCGAAGAGGCCAUGAAAAAUAUGAGAAAUUAGAUAAAGAGUUUGGUGAAAAUAAUAAUGGGAUUUCAAAUGAAGAGUACUUGAAGAGAAGUGCAAGCGUCCCUUCAGGGCCAUCAAAUACUAAGGCAAAAAUGGCUAUGGCUUCAAACUUUGUGGAUAUUAAUCUACAAAGAAACCCUACAAAGAAAGGUAGUGAUCAUAAGGAAAAGAGUAGUGUUCACCCACUUUUGAAUUUCUUUGAUUUUAGAAGGAAGAAGAAGAAAGCAACAUCUAAGCCUGAAUUUGCUAGAUAUGUUGAGUAUAUGAAGGAAGGAGGCACGUGGGAUUCUGAAUCAAAUAAGCCUGUAAUUUAUUAUAAAUGAUGUGGAUUCAUCAAGUUUGAUUAAUGUUGGUGAUAUUUCUUGUAAAAAAUUUAGAGUUUCAAUUUCAUAUAUCUAGUUAAUUUGCAUAAGAGGGUGUAGUCAUGUAGAUCAAAGUUGAUAUAAAUGAUUUUUUUUAAAUUUGAAAUUGUAUCAUUUUUUUCAAAUAUUUCUCUUUAAAUAAUAACUCCUCCAGUGAUUUAAUUCUUUCUUCUAUAUUUUCUU
Molecule: messenger RNA, 822 nt
Organism: Lathyrus oleraceus (garden pea)
Lineage: Eukaryota; Viridiplantae; Streptophyta; Magnoliopsida; Fabales; Fabaceae
Exons: 1
Coding region: 220-600 (126 amino acids)
Source: RefSeq, a predicted model, not a curated record